Molecule: messenger RNA, 846 nt
Organism: Rhizophagus irregularis DAOM 181602=DAOM 197198
Lineage: Eukaryota; Fungi; Glomeromycota; Glomeromycetes; Glomerales; Glomeraceae
Source: RefSeq, a predicted model, not a curated record
AUGGAACCUAUUUAUUCUAUUCCUCCAGAGAAAGGUGUACGUUUUUCAAAGGUCUAUUGGCCAACGCAUCGUAUUAAUGCCAAACUUGAAGAUUUAACACUUUAUCAUGAUUAUGAAAUUGUGGCUGAUGAUUACAUAAAGUAUUACCCAUCUAACAACGUCGAAGGAGCAGUUGGAGCUUCUUGUUUCGUACCUUUAGGCGAUCCUAACCACAAUUCACCAGUUAGUAAAGAAGCCCCCUGUUAUUAUCUUAGCCAAGGAACAUAUCUUCCUAGUAAACUAGCCCUAGUUUACACUCACGAAAUGAAACUCCGUUUUCCAAAAAAGAAUAAAAAAGGAUGGCAUUUUAUUAUUGUGGCUACAGAACAAAUGACUAAGGAUGAAUAUAUACGAGCAGUGAAAGAUCUGGAUUGGCAAGUAUGCAAUAUUAAAGCUGCCGUAUAUCCAGAUCCAUUAGUUCGUGCUAAAGAGGAUUUGGAAGGCGUGAAAGAUUUUAGGAUUAUCGAACUAUAUUGGCUCAUGUUCAACUUGUGUAUUAAUGGUAUGAAUUAUACGGAUCAUUUUUAUGCUAAUGACAUACAUACGUGGAUUGCUCUGGAUCAUCCAUCAUUUGAAGAAUUUCUUCAGCACAAAGCUCGUGCUUGUUUUGUAUUUUCUAUUCUUGCUCGGAUGGACAUAUCAUCAGUAACCCUAGAAACCUACAAAUUUGACAUUUUGAAUGAGCUAGAGGACACAUUUGGGUGGGAUGUGGAAAAGUUUCUCACAGACUAUAAGGAUCAGAAAGCAAAGUUGACGUCUUUAUAUAGAAUCGAUAGUGGUGUUAGUGAAAUUGAAAAAAGUCGUUAG